AUGCACUCGCGCAAUGUAACAGCAUGGCCUAAAUGGGAAGAAGAUAAACUUCUUCCCUGGUUAGAGGCCAACCGCAAACUGUCGUGGACCGCUCGCUCUGAUGCCUAUUUGGAGCAAGUUGGGGUGAAGCGCUCUGUUGAGUCCUUACGAGGAAAGAAAUAUUAUAUCCUACGAAAAUGUCGCGAUGGUCGUGUCAGAUCGUCGCAGCAGGCGACCACCUCAAAGGGCCGGGCCACCAGAAACACAAAAUGGGGUCUUUCAAGUAAUGAUUCUAUCAGUGACAGAAAUGUUAGACGAUGGAUCCAUGGCAUUCCUGAGGUUGCACCAGAUUGCGUCAAGAAUCAAGAACUAACCAUCGGCCGAAACAUCGUCAUGUGCUCAUGA
This is a messenger RNA of Penicillium daleae, 384 nucleotides long. RefSeq lists its product as uncharacterized. The coding region runs from base 1 to 384 and encodes 127 amino acids. The record is from RefSeq and is a predicted model, not a curated record. NCBI's taxonomy places the organism in Eukaryota, Fungi, Ascomycota, Eurotiomycetes, Eurotiales, Aspergillaceae. The transcript is spliced from 2 exons.